CUCUGGAGGUCAUUGGAGGAAGAUCGACAACGGUGCAGGGAGGAGCAGCUGUCCUCCACUGUAAACUCAUUGGUACCACAGAGACCCUCACACAGAUUUCAUGGCAGAGAUUGACCAGAGGAAAACCUCGGACGGACAAUUUCUAUACAAUCUCGUCCCAUUAUGGACCACGCUCUGUCAAUGGCCGUGAUGAUCGGUUUAGGUUCAUUGGGAGUUUUACAGAUAAAGAGGGUACUCUCCAGUUAUCGAAUGUCACACUGAUGGAUGAAGGCACCUACACAUGUGUGUUCACUUUGUUCCCCAGCGGGAUCCAUGAGACAGCGAUACCUCUUAUAGUUCCUGUGCCUCCGGUCACAAGCCUGAAGGAUGCUCAUCCUGCUUUGGGUAACGACGAGGUCCCUCUUAUUACCUGCACGGCUGCUGGUUCCAAACCUCCUGCAGAGGUGAGGUGGCUCACUGGUACUCUGGGAGAGAAAGUGAGGCCGUCAACCAACUCCAGCCUUCAUGCUAACGGUACGACUACCACAGUCAGCUGGCUGUUUGGAGUGCCUACCAGAGAACUCAACGAUCGUUCAGUCCAGUGUGUCAUCACCAGUCCUGCUCUAGAGAGAGAAGAAACCCUGACCUCCACCAUACAUAUCCACUCUCCUCCUCUGGAAGUGAAUAUCACUGAAAGGUCGGCACACUCCUUUGAAUGUCUCACAGAGGCAUAUCCAGCUGCGAGCUUUACUUGGACGAGGUACAGACAUUUAAAUAAUCUGAUUCCAGAGCAAAACAUUUUUACAGAAAGCAAACAAAAGAACAAAGAUAAUCGUGUCUCCUGCUGCCUCUCAUAGGCCCACCCAGGUGCAUGCUGGUCCUCUACCUGCCUCUUACUUAAAUAACCUCUGGUGCCCACAGUGUUACCAAAUACCUAACAA
Labrus bergylta (ballan wrasse) is the source of this 920-nucleotide messenger RNA. The record is from RefSeq and is a predicted model, not a curated record. Lineage: Eukaryota; Metazoa; Chordata; Actinopteri; Labriformes; Labridae.